CCUAAAUUUGCAAAAGCAGGCAAUUUCGCUUCAAAUCUUAUGCAGUACAACGCUAGCAUUCGCGUAAGAUAGUGUUCAAAAUGUCUCAAACCUCCAAGGAUAUCGUUGCGUCGUGUGGAAUUUGCCGUCAACCGGCAAAUCCGGUUACGGAUAAAACCGUUACCUGCAGCGGAAGACCGGGCUGUGGCAGGUGCUUCCAUUCGUUCUGUGCCGAUCUGAACCCUAACCGUGUGGGCCGCGUUGGCUUCGGAUGACGGGUUGAGGUGGUUCUGUGCCGAUUGUCGUAGGCAUGUGGAAACUCCCAAGCAGGAGUCGGCUGAAGUUACUUUGAAGGACAUUUUGGUGCGGAUUGAUCGGUUGGAGGCGAAGGUAGAUUCAAGGUGCGCCAAGUGCCACGAUCAGCUGAAAUCGGAGACGAGCGAAAAAAGAGAUGUGGCUCAAGCGCUGGAGAGUAGCUAUUCAUGGAAUUCAGUGUUAAGCCAUCCGUCAGUUAUACCUCCGUCAACUGAGAAAUUUGAAAAAGAUGAAUGUAAACAGUGGAUGGCAUUACCAGAUGAACUCUCGCAGAAGGUCUUCCAGAAUUUGAGCGUGUAUCAACUGUUCCAAGUUCGUUUGACGUGCCGUCACUGGAAUCAAAUCGUUAGAACAAACGACUCAAUCAUGGAUAAGAUGAUACUUCAUUUUCCUCCCGAAACCAUUUUAUGCAGUGACAGUGAAGAGUUUGGUGCACUGAAGUCAACGCAUUACAACCGAAUUGUCCUUGAUAGAGUAACUUUAGUUGAACCGAGUUCUUGGUGGCCGAUUUGUUGUGAAAAUCUUCACACGCUAACUGUAAUUAACUGCAAUGUGCUUUUGGAGGAGCUGCUUAGAAUGCUGGAGCUAUCGAAAAAUCUUAAAGAUUUAACUGUUGAUUUUGGUGAUCUUAAAAAUGUGCCUGAGAUUAAAUUUCAGUUAAAAUCGUUGGAAAAACUAAACAUUUGUGGCGCCGCUCAUCCUGAAGUGUUAAAGACACUAAUGGAUAUGUGUCCGAAAAUAAUGACACUAAAACUACCUUACAUUGGAAAUACAGGCAAAAGUAGCUUAGAUAAAGAAGUGUUUGAAUUAUGCAUACAAUUCAUUCUAUCUGUCAAAAAUACAUUGCAAGAUCUCACAGUGCAAGGAGGCCAGGAAGAUUUUUGGAGAAGCAUCAUUUCUACUAUCAAAAAUAUUCCGCUGAAGCGCUUAACUAGCCCGUUGCCUACAAUAAAAGCAUAUAAGGACCAAAACACCCUCAAUGAACUCAAUGAGUUAAAUAUCGAAGCACUAUGUGUGACUAACAGCCUUUUCUCAUUUGUGAUAAACCCAUUUGGAAAAAAGCUUCAAAUGCUUAAAGAACUAGAAGUUGAAAUAGACCCGCGUUCGAUUAUACAUUUUGAUAAUCUUCAAGAGCUGCAACAUUUAAAGGUAAAGGGAGACUUUGACCAUCCACGAUCACUUUCCAAAUUAAAAAGUAUCAAAUUAAUAAAUUAUACGCUCUAUGAAAAUUUGUUCGAGGGCCACCCAAACCUCAACAGUAUAAUACUGCGUGCAUCCAAGAUAUAUAGUUUAACGGAUUUCUUCACUCAAUGCGCAACGCUGAAGACUCUUCAUAGUAUAGAAUUAAGCAAUGUUUCAGAAGAAAAUAAAAGCACCUGUUUCUUUAAACAUUUCCCCCACUUGAAAUGUUUAAAGCUAUCAGCAUGCAAAAUGUCGACAAAUUUCCUUAAAACAACGUUCACUCUUUGCCCAAACUUGGAGGAAGUUAGUUUGGUGCACAUGGAGAAUGUCAACGAUGAGGUGCUUUUGAAACUUUUCCAAAAAUCUGGCCCAUCUUUGAAAUUCUUCAUAACGUCAUGUUUGACGGCAGUUUCAGUUCGGAACAUUGCCAAGUAUUGUGAUAAGAUAGAAAAAAUCACACUUUAUGGUGAAGUACCGGUUGAAGUUAUUAAAAAACUAAAAUUUCACAGAAAUGUUCAAAUUAUACACAGAAAAAAAUAAUUCUGAAUGUUACAUCAUUAAUGAUGUAACACUUCUGCACGUUAUUAAUAAUUUAAAAUAAAACGCGAUUUUAUGUAAAUUUGCAACAAAUCAUACGUAAAAACACGAGUUUACAUGUGAUUCAUAAUUUCCGUUUCGAGGUAAUUUAUACCUUUUUUCUGUGUACACUAAACAUAAUAAACAAAUAAAUCCAUGAAAUCUUUUCAAUGUAAUUAUUAUAAUCAACAAUUAAUGUUUAUUUAUAUACUAUGCAUAUUAGAAUUUGUUCACAUAAACAAAAAUGCUGAAAUUUGUAUGACCCAAAUGUCACCCCUGAUGACGGUAACAAAUAAUGUAUUGUGUUUCGGAGAUCCUUUUAUCUACAGUGGAAUAAAUUUAAAAAAAUAAUCGAAUCCAGUAUAAUUAGAUAUAAUAAGUUUGCUAAACUAAUUUUUAAACCUCAA
Culex pipiens pallens (northern house mosquito) is the source of this 2459-nucleotide messenger RNA. RefSeq lists its product as uncharacterized. Gene Ontology annotation, molecular function: protein binding. Lineage: Eukaryota; Metazoa; Arthropoda; Insecta; Diptera; Culicidae. The record is from RefSeq and is a predicted model, not a curated record. The transcript has 2 exons. Bases 541 to 2016 code for a protein of 491 amino acids.